GCGUGUACUUGUGCUACAUAUCACAUGACCCAUCUGUUCCUUGUAGAACAGGAAGCAAACGGAAAGACGAUAUAAAAGGGAAGAAAAGUUUCCCGUAAGCGGCAGUGGGAACGCCGCUAUCAACCAGCAAACAUGGGGUACAUCUACCCCAUACUUGUGUAUGUAACUCUGCGUAUAAUCGUCGUCAUAAGCUCCUCGUCUGAUGUCGACAACGCAUCUUCGGCUAUGUAUAGCGUUGGCGAUCCACAAAGGUGUCUGCAGAGAAGCUUGAACAAAAACGUUAUACGUUAUGAAGUACUGCCAGGAGGCGGAUGGGACAACUUACGAAACAGACAUGGCGGUCAAGUGAUCUAUUAUAACUACAGUCUUUGUCAAACUACAGACGAUGGACACUAUUUGUUACCAGACGGAAUCUACACUGUGCCUUUAAAGCAAAGCAAACUGGAAACAUUCGCCGAGCUGUUUACACAUUGGCAGAAUUACACGUCUACAACAUCUAGCACGGUCAACGCUGAGGCUGGUUUCCAUAUUGGACAUUUUGGCAUCGGAGGGUCCUAUUCGCAUGAGACGGAAAGUGUUCGUUCUCGACAAAUGAUGGACAAAUCCAUAACCACCAGAGUUCAAAUGAGGUAUGUUCGAUAUUCUGCCAAACUGCAACCCGACACGACUUUUAAUCCGAAAUUCAAAACAAGGUUGCUGACAAUUGCAGCACUGAUAGCAAAAAACGAAACAAACAUGGCCCGUUACGAGAGCCAGCUUCUUGUCAGGGACUUCGGCACCCACGUUAUCACCAGUGUAGAUGCCGGGGCAGCGCUUGUCCAACAAGACGAGAUAAAAACCACAUAUGCUCGUUCGUACAGCAUGGACAAGAGUAAAGUCCUGGCCUCCGCAAGUGCUUCAUUCGGCAGUGUUUUUAGUAUCAAGACAGGCUACAAACACUCGACGUCGAAUGAAAUGAUCGACCAGUAUCUUGGUAACAGAACACAUUCUGAAACAGAUACCAUUGGUGGGUCAGUGUUCCAACCACAGAACUUUAGUCUGAAUGACUGGGCCGAAAGCGUCGCAGAGAAUUUAGUGGCCGUCGAUCGAGCGGGAGAUCCACUGCACUUCGUCAUCACUCCAAUGGGCCUACCGGAGUUACCGUCGUCUGUAGUCUACGACCUUAUCAUGCAUGUAAGAGACGCCAUUAAUUUGUACUACAAACAUAACAUUUACAAGGGAUGUACCAAUGCUGACUCCCCCAAUUUUAGUUUCCAAGCCAACGUCGACGACGGAAGUUGUCACAGUCUUUCGAACAACUACACGUUUGGUGGAGUGUACCAGAAAUGCUCCAUGUCAGGAAAUAUCCGGUCUGACACUUGUGCUGAUCUCCGACAGUUGAAUCCUUUGACAGGUGAAUACUCUUGUCCCGCCAACUAUGAGGAAGUACUCGUCGACAAAGGAAGGAAGCGUACGCCAAAUACAGUACGUCGAUGCCAUAGCUGUGGAUUUCUAGGGUGGUCAACAUGUUGUGGAGAUUACGCGGCCUCCCAAACAGCGUCAUACACAGGAUUUUGGUGUGUAGCUACAGGCAAAGUCUCGGCCGACUCUGGCUUCCUGUUUGGUGGACUGUACACAAGCACCAUAGGAAAUCCUUUGACGCGUGGCCGUUACUGUCCUCCAUACUUCUACGCGUUGAAAGUCAGUAGUAGCUUGCGAGUUUGCGUCAGUGAUGAUUACGAACUUGGCUACCGUUACUCUGUGCCUUUCGCGGGAUUCUUCAGUUGUAAAAUUGGCAAUCCUCUGAAGCUGACGUCAGACGAAGAAGAUAGACACAGACGUAGUAACACUGACAUGUUCGUUCUGGAAACUUUCCUGAAAAGUGCUGGGCCUUCUCAUUGGCCAAGAGGCUGCCCGACCGGUUACAGCGAGCAUAUGGCUGUGGUUGCCAAUGGAUGCGAAAUAUCCUACUGUAUCAAGGCAAACGCUUUGAGCGGUGAAGGACUGCCGACAAUCGUACGACCUCCUUUUAUGGAGAUUCCCAUUACUGGAUUUUCGGAUAAUUCAAGUGUCAUGAUCAGCGAGGACGGUUUGACAUGGACCGAUGUUGUCGAAAGUCGCAAUGGCUUCGAAACAGCCAGACAUACCGCUGACAGCGGUGUAGAAACCAACGACGGCGUUUUGUCACAUGGGGCAGUAGCCGCUAUCGCAAUAGUCGCAACGAUUGCGUUCAUGGCGUUUGUGUUACUCGUUGGCACGAAAGUCUGGAAAUGGCGCCGUCCCACGUCCGAAUAUCUCCGCCAACAAUCGGAUUAUCUAAUUCCAAACCGACACGUUGUGUAUGGAGCGUCCGAUGAACAUUCCGAAGUGCAGAUUGAAUCUUAAUAUGAAACCCUUAUUUUAAUGUUCAAGACUGGUACUAAGGUUUGUGGAUCGUGACAAAUUCCAGUGAAAGAAAUGUUACAUGUAUCAUUUACAUAUCGUAUAUCUUCAAACUGGAUCAUGUGACCAGCUCUAUUAUAGACUAUUCUAAUAAAAUAAAUUUGUGGUUAGAGACGAUCUGUGAAAAAAGACUACAUGAGUUCCUGAGGAUCGUCUCUAAAUACAGCUUUGAAUGUAUCAAAACCAACUCGACUUCUUCCAUUGUCUACUUUUAUAUUUGUAUAUCUAUUUAUGUGUCAUAUAGUCAGUGUGAAGUGUUGUACAUAUUUCCUGAUGUAAAUAAUGUAAAUCCACAUGCCGGGUAGACUAACACGAGAAUAAUAAUUACAUCAUGUUGGCAUACAGCCAUUUUAAACCUAACAAUUAUAAUCAACACUAAAUUUUGUGUGUUAUAAAUGCAUUUUUAUCAGGUUGUUAUUAGGAAAUCGAUUUUCAGAAGUUUGAGAUAAAUAUCAUAUUUCACUUCACAAGCAUGCCAUUAUAUUAGAUGUACGUACAGUACAGUAUAAUUAAUUGACGGGUUAUAAAACACAAUGUUAUCAUAACCUAAGAAAUAUUAAUUACAUGUACGAUGGUUUUCAUCAUUGCACACAAUGUUAUCGAUUAUUGAAAAAGGGAUCAGAUCCAAUUCAUCAAUUUUUUUAUCAUUUUUUUGUUUUUUGUAUAUAUUUUAGUUUUAUUAUGACCUUAAAUUGAAAAGUGCUUAUGUUUUUCGGUCACUUUAACAUUUUUGUUAACGCAAUAUUGAUUAUAUACUUAUCAUUUAUACAUGCAAUUAUUUUUACAGAAAGAAUAAAGCUUUUAUUAACA
Messenger RNA from Mizuhopecten yessoensis (Yesso scallop), 3231 nucleotides. Its product is annotated as macrophage-expressed gene 1 protein-like. The record is from RefSeq and is a predicted model, not a curated record. Lineage: Eukaryota; Metazoa; Mollusca; Bivalvia; Pectinida; Pectinidae. The coding region runs from base 133 to 2364 and encodes 743 amino acids. The transcript has a single exon.